AUGGUGACGACGUCCCAGCGCUCGGUUCAGUGCAACCGGUCCUUCAUCACGUACCCGACAAAGGACCGGCUGUAUGGUCUGUGCUGGCGACCGGACGCUGUUUCUUUGCGGAUCGCAGCCUCCACCUUCAUCCCCGGCGAAUACGCCAACAAGAUUGAGAUCUUCCACCCCACGGCCAACAAAACAGAGGUAGUUUCCGCAUUGGAGAUCGAUCACCCGUAUCCGCCGUCCAAAAUUAUGUGGUCCCCGGCUUCGCUUGGGGCGCACGUGGAGCUGCUAGCGACAACUGCCGACUUCUUGCGACUCUGGAGGAUAUCAGACUCGUCCAUUGAGCUGCAAUCAAGAUUCACCGAGCGCAAAAACAUCAAUGAUGCUUGUGCACCGCUCACCAGCUUCGAUUGGAAUGAAGUGGACCCUAACGUUAUCGGCACUGCUAGCACAGGAAAUACCUGCACCAUCUGGGACAUCAAUCAACCGACGUCUCCGAAGCACCAGAUUGUUGCCCAUGACACGGAGGUGUACGACAUCGCGUUUUCAAGUAGCGAUCCUGACAAGUUCGCUUCUGUGGGCGGUGAUGGAUCACUGCGUUUAUUCGAUUUGAGAUCCUUGGCUUCAAGUACGAUUCUAUUCAGAACGACGGACGAAUCCGCUUUGCUCAGGUUAGCUUGGAACAAGCGGGAUGAUCGGUUCAUUGCGACUUUUGCUGCCGAUAGCGCCAAGAUCUCGAUAAUCGACCGCCGUCGCCCCGUUGACCCGAUGGUCGUACUGGAUCACCACACAGAGAGUGUCAACUCGAUGUCGUGGUCGCCUCAUUCAAGAUACGACCUAUGUAGUGCUGGCGAAGACUGUGCUGCAAUUGUGUACGAUAUCUGUGCACAGAUGACGGGGUCGAAAGAACAUGUGAACUCCUGCUACACCCUGUUGAAGUCGGACGAGCCCAUCAACCAGAUCCGAUGGUCACCCACGGAACCGAACUCCAUUGCGAUGUGUGACGAGAAAGCAUUACACGUCGUUCAACUGUAG
Messenger RNA from Hyaloperonospora brassicae, 1023 nucleotides. The record is from the annotation of a GenBank genome assembly. Lineage: Eukaryota; Oomycota; Peronosporomycetes; Peronosporales; Peronosporaceae.